GAUCUUAUCCGUUUCGGGGAGCUGUGGAAAAUGUUCCCUAUUCACCUCGUUUUCUAAAUGAUAAAACAAAUAGCUAGUUAAGCGGAAGUAACUUCACCUGGUCCAUGCGAACUUCCGCUACAUCUACUAAUUAAGUGUUCUCUUAUCUUUCAAAAACAAUGUAAAACAACAUGAUAACAAAGUAUUUGCAGUUACUAUUGUGAUCUUUUGAAGCCUGAGAAAAAGAAAUUGUGUAACUAUCAACUUUAGGAAGUAGAUCCACAGCAAAAAUUUAUGAAAUACAUAAUUUGUUUUGUGAAGAUUCUCUGAAACUGCUUAUUCAGUAGAAAAUUCAUUAAACUGUGAUUUUACUAAUUUGAAAAGUUAAAAGAAGAAAGUCAAGAUAGUGUACGACAUUGAUGCGUAAAAACCUUUUAAAGCAGUGAAAAGUUGAGCAUCUUCCAAAGAAUGAAAACGUAGUUACAGUUGUAGGGAGUUCUUUGCAGUAGUUAUCUAACGAAUUGAGUAACCAUCAUGAACAAAACUGUUUCAAGCUCUGACGGUCCAUUAGAUGAAAUUGUACUUAGUGAUCUUCUUCAGUGCUUGGUAGAAUGUUCUGAAAAGUCUUCUAAGAUAGCACAAAUCUUUCGCGAGGAGAAUGAUGUCUUUAAUCUUCUAAUACAAGAAAAAAGUGAAUCAGAGAGCAAUAAACGAUUUGUUCAAGACUUCAAAACUCUAGCAGAUGUUCUUGUUCAAGAGACCAUCAAGUUGGAUGUCAGCAAAAAAUUUCCACGACUUGUGCCUAAAAUUCAGGGAGAAGAGCAAAUUUCUUUUAAGAAUGCGCAAGGAGAAUCGAUCGAAGUUAUACUGACAGAUUCAGCUGAUGAAACUACUUCCUUGCUUAGCAAAGUCUUGGAUGGAAGGAAGAACUUUGCUAGAGCAAUAGCUAAUGUUCUACAUUCCACGGAGAUUCUUUGUGAGAAGAAACAAUGCUUUGCUGCUGAUACAUAUCCAAUAGAUAAAUUAGGAAUUUGGAUAGACCCUAUAGAUUCCAUUGCUGAAUUCAUAGAAGGAAAAUGCGAGGAGAGUGAAACGGAAGGAACUGAGCAAAAUAAUGGACUAAAAUGUGUGUGUGUUUUGAUUGGUGCUUAUGAUUUAGAGACUUAUGUACCAGUCAUAGGUGUUGUAAACCAGCCAUUCCAUUCUAGGUCGUCUGAAAACGCUAAAUGGAAAAGUAAGUUUUUCUGGGGCAUUCAUUAUAAAAAUUCAUCUAUUGUGUCUUCAAGUGUCCAGUCGACGCCCAACGACCAUAAUGCAUCCGUUAAGGAAGAUUCUGACCUUCAUCCAGAUAAGGACAAAACAGUUUUGACGAGUUCUAGUGAAAGUAUCGAAUUACUAGAAAUCAUUAAAAGACAAUACAAAGUGGUGCACUCUGCUGGUGCUGGACACAAAGCCCUUCUUGUUGCCAUUAAAAAGUCUGACUUGUAUAUUCUUUCAAAAAGUUCCACCUAUUUUUGGGACACAUGUGGGCCACACGCCAUCCUAAUGGCUGCUGGUGGUGGAAUGCUAAGACUAAAAGAAGCCAUUAAUGAUUGUGAUGAAGUAAACAUGGAAUUCUUAAAGAGACGACAAGUGAAAUACAAACCUGUGUCUUCCAAGACAGGAACUGAAGCCUUUCAAAAUCUUGAUGGUAUUCUAGCUUAUAGAGAUCCAAACAUAGCCUUAAAUUUUGUAAGAUUCCUUAAGAAUUCUGGUUAUGUUGUACGCUAAUUCAAUAUGUGAUGUUUACUGAUGAUGUCUUCCUUAAAUACCCGAGUCAAAAUUUUAGAUGAUUUUCCAUUGAUGGGCCAACAUAAUCUUGAUGGUAACCAUCAAUAAUUCCAUCAUGAACCAUAAUAUUUUUUGAUAGUAACCAACAUAAGUAGCCAUCACCUCAAUGCAGGAAUUCUGACUGAUUUAUGAUGGUUCAACAUAAGAAUAGCAACUUGUUUUGAUGGUUUGUUCAUGGUGAACCAUCAGAAAUUACCUACAUAGUUUCUUGGAAAUCAAGUGUUGUAACGAUCAUGAGCCACCACAGAAUGUAGGAAUUCGGAUUGAUUUUUGAUGGUCAUGCAUUAAAAUCCCAAAUUAUUUUGAUGGUAUAUUCCCGACAACCAACAAGAAUUCCCAUUAAACCAUCAAUGUAUAGUUUGAACCAUCAGAGAUUGUUGGUCUAUGAAAGUCAAACUUCCCUUGAUGGUUAACCAUUGCAGUUUUAAAGUAGCAUCUUCAAUCAUGGAAUGAUGGAAGUUUGUUGGCAGAUCAAAAACCAUGAGCACAUAAUGGAAAAUGUUGGAUGAUGGUGACCAUCAAAUGAUGUUGGACCAUCAUGAUCCGAACUGAAACCAACAUGAACCAUCAAAAUUGUUUGAUGGAACCAUCAAGAAUUUUGACUUGGGUAAUAUUGCUAAAAUUACUAUACAAAUAUAUAAUAGCCAUUCAAGUAAUAAAUCAUGAAAUUUGAUCAACAAAAUGGCUCAUUUUAAUUCAAAAUCAAUAAGGAAUUUUCCAAUUUCUAUUGCCGAAAAAGUUGCACUUUAUGGUUUCCGUAUACUAGACCAGAGAUGGCAAACCUUUUUCUAAAAUUACUGCUUGCUAUUUUAGGGUGUCUAGUGUGCCCCUUAUUAUUUUCCUAUUUAAAAAAUAAUCUUUUAACCAUUGUAUCUUGAUUUCAAACUAUAGAAUUACUGUAUUUAUGGAAUAUUUAAUUAAAUCUGAAACAAUGCUGCUUUUUUACAGACAAUUAGGCUGAGUUCAUUGUUAAAACAACUGCUGACACAUUUUUUUCAUAAUUUGCAAUUUAGUUUGGGUUAUCUUUUAACAUCUCAUUGCACUUCUAAGAAAAUUGGGAUAAGUUUUUGAAUUCUAGUGGAGGGGUACUGCAGUUAAACAAAAUAACUUCCAAAAUCAUUCCGAAUUUGCCUAUAAUGAUUGCUAAUAUUGUUGCUCCUGUUUUUUUCUUUAAUGUUUUUCAUUUAAUGUUUAUGAAUAAAUUUAAUUAAAUAUGCAUUUCUCAUAUGUUGUUGAUGAUGUCAUAGACCAUUAAGGCAAAGGGUGCGGUUGUCGUUUUCCAGUGGCGUCAUCUGUGGCCAAGAAUUAGACUUCUGCCACACAUCACAACCGUUUAUGAGGGGGACCCAUUCAUACAUCCAUUCAUUCUUUCACAGAUCGUAAUUUUGACCUGAACCAGAGAAUGAUCAAUCUCCAAUUUAGUACCCCAUAGGUAUUUCUUAUGGGGACACUGAGGACUUUGUGACCCGGCAAAUUUAAUGUGCACCAGUCACCAUUUUCUACUCGGGCUUUCUUCAGCCGGCUGGAUUCAAACUUCCGUUCUCAUGAACGAGAGUGUAGUGCCCCGCCAACCUGCCUAUCCUGGCCACAUUUUUCAUUUGACACAGGGAUGUGGCACAUGUGCCGUAGGUUCGCCAUCUCUGUACUAGACUCGUAUUUUUUUAAUUGUACAUACUCUUCAACUAAUUUCAUCUUAUGCAAACUGAUUUAAUAAAGUUUAACAAUAAGUGACUCUAAAUAUUAGUAUGUUAUAUUGAAUCUUACUGUGUUCUAGUCAACUUAAGAUUGUAUUUAGGAUUCAAAAAAUGAGCGUCUAAUUAAUGUAUUUCAUAGUUCACGAUUCAUGAUUUUGUUUAAAACGCUAUAUGCAUGUUUUAUGCAAUGCAAAAAAUUGACUAAGUAGGAAAUAUGAUUAUUUCACAAUUUUAAUUAGUGUGACUAUGAUUUAUUGGUAUUAGAAAGUAAUUUGUUUGUUUAAUAAAUAAGUUCAUAUUUUAUUUGAUGAGAAAGAUAUAAAUGUUGUAUUAUUAAUAAUAUAAUAUUAUUUUAUACACUAAUGUUAUUUUAAGGUAAAGGGUCAUUAGGUAAGGGCCCAGCAUUUUUUAUGCUGAUGGUUUUCACUGAUAACACUGAUAGUUUUCUUUAUCAAGAUUGAAGACUGUUAUCUUCCACACUACACUGAUGCUUUUCUUAAUUGGUAAAUUGUUAAUAAUAACCGAAAAGUGAAAUUUGUUAUUCUUAAAAACAUUUAAUUUAUUGAAUAAAAGAAAUAUUUUUCUUUGGUUUAAAAAAUCAUUAAUAAUUUUCUUUAAAGUAAAGAAAAAUAAAUGUGCUUCUUUUAUUCUCUCUAAUUCUAGCAUUUCAUACUUUGUCUAAAGAUCAUUUGUCAUUGUAUACAAUGCGUAGGUAAUGUAUAUAAUAAUUUUCAUAUUUCAUACUUAGAUGAUAAUUGAGUAUAUGUCAUUUAUCCAAUGUUUAAAUAAAGUAUAUAUAUAAUAAUA
Molecule: messenger RNA, 4310 nt
Organism: Parasteatoda tepidariorum (common house spider)
Lineage: Eukaryota; Metazoa; Arthropoda; Arachnida; Araneae; Theridiidae
Gene: Ipp
Product: inositol polyphosphate 1-phosphatase
Molecular function (GO): inositol-1,4-bisphosphate 1-phosphatase activity
Source: RefSeq, a predicted model, not a curated record